ACCCCUCCUUCGAUCGUACCACCCCACGUUAGCAACUAAGCCGUUGUUGGCCUGGGAUCAUGGCUGCUGGCCAUUGUCACUCAUCAACAACAACGCAUGUCUAACCGCUAUGAGGUUGACCUCAUCUAACAAUGGCGACUACAUCAGGCGAAACGAAGGACGGCAAGGCCUUCUACGGCUAUCUGUUUACCAAAGCGAAGCCGAUACCAGCUCCCACGCCUGUCUUUGAUGCGCUCCUGAGAGCUAUUGCGCUACAUGUUACGAACGAACUCGGCGACAAAACCGACGCCCACUUGACCCCUGGGAAGCUGGCAGCCUUCUACAAGACCGCCGGCCAUGACUGGGACUCCUUCUUUGCCGAUAUGCCUCAUACGGGCAUCUCCACGGUCUACCAGGGCCUGGGCUGCCAACACUCCCUUUUGCCAAGUGUCGAUGACUUUGCUGCCCCGUCGGUCCCGGCACUGACCACCAAGGGAUUCGUGCACUGGCAGACGAUCCAGACCUUGCUCGGGCCUCAGGAACAAGUGCCGGUGUUGCAGUUUGCCGCAGCACACUGGGCCUUGAAGCAUCCCGACACGGGAACUCCGCUGCCCGUGGACCUGCCGAAGGAGGCGUUUCCGUCCGAUACCGACCCCGAAACGGAUCGCUGGUAUCAGGAAUGUGCGCAAAUAGCGCGCACCAAGGCGGCUGCAGAGGAGCAAACGGAGGCUCCCAAAGAGGCUCCCAAGGAAGCUCCCAAGGAGACUCCCAAGGAGACACCCAAGGAGACACCCAAGCCCGAGUCCGCCGACCGCAAGGUUCCCUACACCCAUGUCCGUAUGAAUUCCUCGACGCCGCGCGACUACUUUGCUUCACGCCCGCCGGUCAACGUUGCCUAUGUACACGUUCCGUCUCCUCGCGCGACACCAGCCGGGCCUUCUCCUGAGCGAGACCGAGUUCGGGACCGAGGGGAGCGCUUCGUUCGCCGUCAGACGACGUCGACGGAAGAAGCUGCGCAACGACGCCGAAGCUUUUCUGACUACCCGCACUCACCACAAGAGGCGCGCCCCGUGCGGGUACCACGCCCCGCGCCCGAGCGCGAUGCACAACGCCGGCGGCAUAGCCAUCCUCGACGCUACAGCAGCUCAUCCGACUCAGAUGAUGCGCCCAUUAGCCCGCGGGUUGCCCCACGGCGUGUCCAGCGGUCAAACGAGCCACCGCCGAUCACCAUCCGCCGUGUUUAUACGGGCAGCUCCGAGGACUCGCCACGUGUUAUCCGUACAACGAUGGCACCGCCCCCAAUCCCACCGUCACACAUGCGUUCCCCUCGUCCAGCGACUAGUGGCCGUGCGCCGAGUCAUGAAGAGAGCAAGCGGCGCAGCGCUCUCAAUGACAUCAAGGAGAAGAUCUCUAACUUUAUCAGCCCGCCCGCCGAUGAUCAAGCGAGAGCGCGCAGCGUGAGUGGGUCGCGAGGGAGACGAGACGGGCCAUCAGGGUCGGUGAGGGCCUCAAGAGAAGAUAUCAUCCCCAAUUCAAGACUAAGCCGGUCAUGGUCCGAAAUCGACACCGACGACACCGACCUGGAGGAAGAGAGGAGGAGGCACAGCAGACGAUCUUCGCGGGAGAUUCGGGAACACCACCGUGACAAGGAGAGAGACCGCGACCGCGACCGAGCCGUGCGCGACCGUGAGCGGGACCAGCAUCGAGACCGCGAGCGCGAGCGAGACAGGGACCACGGCAGAGGCCGCGCGGACCGCCCCUCGCUCCGAGAGCGCGACCGGGCCCACAGCGACAGCGACCGGCUCCGGCACGAGCGACGCGAGAGAGACCAAGACCGGGACACCAUCAUCAGCGCCGCCGCCAACAGGGACCGUCUCGUCCCCGUCCCCAGCCCGGCCGCAUCCGCCGCCGCGACCGCCCUGCACCGCGAGACCAGCACCAUCCCCAACAACAACCCCCCGGCCUCCACCGCCUCCCGCCGCCGCGGCAACUCGGACGAGGACCUCUCCCCGACGCGCCGCCGCUGGAACCGCGGACCGUACCUCACGGGCGCCGUCGAGGGCGGGCACCACCGGCGCACGAGCAGCCACGCGGACCUGGACCGGCUGGACGGCAGCGGACGGCGCUGGGGCGGCGGCGGCGGCGGCGGCGGCGGCGGUGGCGGUGGUGGGGACUGGGAGCGUGUGGAGCGGGGGCCGCACCGGGAGAGGGAGCGCGAGCUGAGGGAGCGUGAUCACCGCAUGCGUGAUAGGGAGAGGGAUCGGGACAGGGACAGGGACCGGGACCGUGAUCGGGAGAGGGAGAGGGAGCGGUUUAGGGAGGAUGGUGGGGAGAGGUGGAGGCGGGAGGAGCGCGUGCCGCGCGAGCGGGAAAGGGAUAGAGAGAGGGAGAGGGAGAGGGAGAGGGAGAGGUUGCCGAGCCCGGCUAUGUCGGGGGCGUCGUCGGUUACGGGGGUCGGUGGGAGGAAAUACCCCGACACGAUGCCGUGGGUGAGGGACUGAGGGCCGCUUGGCCGCUUUUAUUUUGUAGAAGGUCGCGGUUUUGGACAGGGCAUGCA
Messenger RNA from Chaetomium fimeti, 2536 nucleotides. RefSeq lists its product as uncharacterized. The transcript has 3 exons. NCBI's taxonomy places the organism in Eukaryota, Fungi, Ascomycota, Sordariomycetes, Sordariales, Chaetomiaceae. The record is from RefSeq and is a predicted model, not a curated record. Bases 132 to 2480 code for a protein of 782 amino acids.